Molecule: messenger RNA, 2150 nt
Organism: Syzygium oleosum
Lineage: Eukaryota; Viridiplantae; Streptophyta; Magnoliopsida; Myrtales; Myrtaceae
Product: laccase-14-like
Exons: 7
Coding region: 95-1879 (594 amino acids)
Biological process (GO): lignin catabolic process
Cellular component (GO): apoplast
Molecular function (GO): copper ion binding; hydroquinone:oxygen oxidoreductase activity
Source: RefSeq, a predicted model, not a curated record
AUGUCAUUUAAAUGAGGCCAAAAGUGAGAACUCUUGCGGCAUUGCUCUUUCGUUCAUCGUCCACAAGAACCCACCUUGAGGAAGAGGAACGAAGAUGACGGCAAUGGCGGUCUGCGCGACGAAGCUCUCGAUCUCUGCUUUUGCUGUCUGGCUACUUCUUCUCGCCGCAAGCGUCGUGCACGGCGAAGUUCAUUACCAUGAUUUCGUCCUGAAGGAGAAAAACUACACGAGGCUGUGCAGUACAAAGAGCAUGCUGGUCGUUAACGAAAGUUUUCCAGGACCGACCAUUUAUGUGAAGAAAGGGGACACUCUGUACGUGAACGUAUAUAACCAAGGUAGCUACGGCAUCACUAUACACUGGCAUGGAGUGAAGCAGCCGAGAAAUCCAUGGUUCGAUGGGACCGAGUACGUGACGCAAUGUAGAAUUUCGCCGGGGACGAAUUUCACGUAUCAAGUUUUGUUUUCGGAAGAGGAGGGGUCGCUGUGGUGGCACGCCCACAGCGAGUGGGCAAGGUAUAGUAUUCAUGGCGUCAUUGUCAUCCAACCUGCCGACGGAACGUCCUAUCCAUUUCCGCAGCCUGACGGCGAGAAAGUGAUAGUGCUUGCGUCCUGGUAUACGGAGGAUGUUUAUGCGUCCAUUGCGGAGAGCAUUGCCGAAGGGAGGGACUUACUGGCGUCUGAGGCUUACACCAUCAACGGCGAACCUGGCGACUUCUGCGAUUGCUCCAAUGAAACUACGUACAGGUGGGCGGUCGAGUAUGGCAAGACCUAUCUCCUUCGCUUACUUAACGCCGACAUGAAUGCUGAGCUCUUCUUCGCAAUCGCGGACCACAAAGUCACCAUCGUUGGAUCUGACGCGGCGUACCUCAAACCUUUUUCCUCGGAAUUUGUCUUGAUUAGUCCGGGACAAACCAUAGACGUCCUGCUCACGGCCAAUCAGCCUCUGGGCAGGUAUUACAUCGCCGCCAGGCAGUACUAUAGCAGCAUGUUCAAAUACAGCGGGUACGAUCACACCAAUGCAACUGCGAUUCUCGAGUACAGUGGGAACUACACUUCCCCGUCAACUCCCGUCUUCCCGUCCGGUCUUCCACCGUACACGGACUAUGAAGCCGCCACAAGCUUCGUGAAAAGCAUGAGGAACUUAAUCCAUCCCGUUGAUAUUCCUAUGAAUAUAACCACUCGCAUGUUCAUCACCGUGUCGCUCAACCAAUUCAUGCUCAAAAUCAAUGAUACGACUGAAGAAACUUACCCAUCUGCGAGCGUAAACAACAUCAGCUGGUAUAAUCCUUGGACCGACGUACUACAAGCAUAUUACAGGAACGUCAGUGGCUUCUACACGACGGAUUUUCCAGACGAUCCACCAACUUUCUUCAACUUCACCCAACAUAAUUUGCCUAUGAACACUACGGUUGAACCGGAGAGAGGGACCAAGGUGAAGGUCCUCGAGUACAACGAGGAGGUGGAAAUAGUGUUUCAGGGCACCGACGUGAUGAACUCGUCCAUUAAUCAUCCGAUGCAUCUCCAUGGCCAUAGCUUCUAUGUGCUUGGUACGGGUUUUGGCAUCUAUAACAACGAGACCGACCCUCGAACGUUCAAUUUGGUCGAUCCUCCUUAUCAAAACACUGCUUCAGUACCCAAGGACGGAUGGCUUGCCAUUAGAUUUAGGGCAAACAAUCCCGGAGUGUGGCUAUGGCACUGUCACUUAGAUAAACACUUCACCUGGGGCAUGAACGCUGUGUUCAUCGUGAAAAACGGUGGCACUGAGGACACGAGCAUCCGCGAUCCCCCGGCUUAUAUGCCCCCGUGCUAUCCCGACAACAAACUUUGGCUCGAGGAGUACUCCGAUUCGGACAAGAAGUUAUACUCGACUUCAAUGUGAUCAGACUUGAUACCUCUUUGAGGCAUAUGCGCAAGAACUCUCUUCCUUUGCUGCCGUAAGCAUUUCUGGUAAAUAGUUGCAUCAGACGUCGGUCAUUGAAAACAGUUUGAUUGUGCCAUUAUAUAAGUUAAUAACUCGAUUUAGUCCACUUAUCGGCAUAAUCGAAGGUUCAUGGCUAUGGAAGCCCUUGGUCUGUCUUAUAACGAACUUGAGAUGAUUUUUGGUUCUUCUGUGUAUUCUCUGAUUUUUAUCAUAUUAUUAGGUCUGUUCU